AGAGUUAGCUCAAAUAUAGAUAAAUUUUCUAAUAAACUAAAUUUGAUUGAUAAGUCAAAUGAUAGUUGUUGGUCUUCAAAUAAUGGUAAAAAUCAAUUUAUUCUUAUAAAAUUGAAGAAUUUUUUUAAACUAAAGCAAUUCAAUUUGACAUUUCAAGGUGGAUUCUCUGGUAAAUUAUGUCAGAUUCUUUUAUAUAAAGAUGAUGAUUUUGUUUAUCAACAGCCUUUUUACCCUCAAGACAACAAUAAGUUACAGUCCUUUUAUUUACAAGAAAUUUUUGAAGUUAACAAGAUCAAACUUUUAUUCAACGAUUCUACUGAUUUUUUCGGAAGAAUUACUAUUUAUAAUUUAGAUUUAAUUAGGUCGGAUUAA
This is a messenger RNA of Wallemia mellicola CBS 633.66, 372 nucleotides long. RefSeq lists its product as hypothetical. Lineage: Eukaryota; Fungi; Basidiomycota; Wallemiomycetes; Wallemiales; Wallemiaceae. The transcript has a single exon. The record is from RefSeq and is a predicted model, not a curated record. The annotation marks the transcript as partial.